AUGUCGUACUACGACGACCGCCGCUAUGGCGAAGGCCAUGGUCGCGACUAUGGAUAUGCAGCAGAUUAUUAUGAUGAACACCCCGAUAAUCGGCGACGUGCCACACAACGUGAAUAUGGCUCACGUCAGGCACGCCGUCCAGCAGACCAAUUUCGACGUCGAGCAUCGUCAGUUGGUGGGGAAUCCUCCUAUUACCCAGAAAGUCGUUCCCAGCGGCGCUCGUCUCGCCCAUACGAGGGUCAUCAAAGCCCCGUAGAUUAUCAACAGCCCGACAGCGGUUCUUCUUCAUCCGAAUCCAGCCGCUCAUCCCGCCAUCAAAAUCGUCGCAAGUCCACAGGUGGGGCCUCUAGAGGCAGUGGCCAUCAAGACAGGUAUCGUAGCCGUGAUCAAGGCCGCGAGGACAGCGAGUCCGAUGAAGAACGGAAUGACAGUGACCGUAAUCAAGGCCAUAGUAGCUUCUUACGCGACAAAGGUGAACAGCUCUUAAUGCAUGCAGCUCUCCCACUUUUAGCCGCCGGGGCUGCAGAGGCCUUCCGAACGCGCAAGCAACCCGGAGAAUGGAGGGGAGACAAAGGGAAGCAGGUGAUGUCGGCAGCUUUCACCAAUGGAUUGGUGAAUAAGGAUCCAAGCAAGCCUCAACAUCACCAUAUCAUGGAUACUACACUUCCUGGCCUACAUGAAGGUGCCCCCAGCCGUGAAGAGAUAGCUGAGCUCCGGAGUCGAGCUGGUGGGAGCCGCAGGUCGAGCAAUCUUAAAAAGGCUGCUGCGGCAGGUGUGAUAGCAUUCGCGGGAAAGGAACUCUAUGAUCGAUAUGGCCGCUCGCGAUCUCAGGCACGGGGACAUGACUACAACGAUGACCGUCACAGGUCUAGGAAACGCAAUCAGAGUGUCUCAGAUGACCGGCGUCGUGGAGCACGUUCUCUAGACCGUGAAGAGCGUGAUUACGAGAGAAGACCUCGAGGUUGA
Molecule: messenger RNA, 966 nt
Organism: Penicillium angulare
Lineage: Eukaryota; Fungi; Ascomycota; Eurotiomycetes; Eurotiales; Aspergillaceae
Exons: 2
Coding region: 1-966 (321 amino acids)
Source: RefSeq, a predicted model, not a curated record